CAUAGUUUUAAUGGCAGAUUUCUGGUAUUAUUUGGAGAUAAUUUUUCUUUAGUAAAAAUGUUAAGAAAGGUCAUCAUUUGUAGCAUAUUCCUAAUUUUUGUUAUUAUGUAUCUUUAUAACUAUGCCUUGUAUUAAAAUUCUAUUAAAGCAAACUCUAUCUAAAAUUAACUGAAGGAUGUAGUUCAGUUGAUAUUUUAUGUUAGUUUCCAAAAAAGCUUUAAUUUUCAACUGCUUAUAAUUCGAAAAUCAUUAGUGUCUUAACAUUUUCGCUGAGAAAAAAUUGUCUCCGAAUGAAACCAUGAAUAUGCCAUUAUAAACUUUUUCGCCAGUUCUGGGAUACCUUGUAUAUAUAUAUAAAUAUAUAUAUAACAACCUCUAAAGUUUUGUUGACCUAACACAUAUUUAUCAUGAUGACACGUACAGAGAAUCAGUCAGUCUCUCGUGGUCUUUUGAACCAUAUUGUGGUAGAUAUAAUGAUUGUAAUAAAGUUUAAUAUCCAAAAUAUUAGUAUAUAAACCGACAUAUAAACGUAGUGGAGAUACAAUUAAUAUUGUUUUUGGAAAUAUAUUGUCACCAGAAAAUUAUACUUUACAUAUAAAAUAUUUUGGUAAAGUUGAUCAAAUCUUCGGAAUUAUUGACGUGGAAAGAAAAACAAUUUGGCUAGCUGCUCUGAACUUCCAGAUAAUAGACAUUCCACAAAUAAUUGAUUGUUGGGAUAACCGAUUUUUAUUAGAAGCAACCUUUAACAUAUCUAUAGGUUGUGAACUAUGCACGGCUUUGUCAAAUAUGCCAUUGCGAAAUACGGAAACUGAUAAGCACAGUAUGUUAUGGACACACUUUGAUACCACACCUGCAAUAUCGCCUUAUCUCGUAACAAUGCUUGUGUCUAAUGACCUAACCAUUGAUAAAAACAAACCUCGAAAAAUUAAAAUAUGGUGCAGGAUCGAAUCUUUAUUUGACAUAGAAUUUGCAGAAAAUGUAGCUAAUCUUAUUACGUCAGUUUUUGAAAGACAUUGGAUGCGUUUGAACAAUACUUCGCACGCCACUCAUGCUGCAAUUUCGAAUUUCCAUGACAAAGGCAUCAUAGUUUUCGGAUUUGUUUUUUAUAGGGAAAUAGAUAUCAUCUUUAAUACAUUUUUAUAUCCUGUUGCUCGCGCAAUCCAAGUUGCUCAAAAAGUAGGAUAUAAAGUGGCACAGCAAUGGUUUUAUAAUAUGAACAAUCCGUUUCUGUCAACUUUUUGGUUUAAUAUUGGUCUUACUACAUUUCUUGCAAUAGGUGCUGUCGAUUGGGUUUAUCCAAGAUAUCAAAUAAUGAAUUUAUUUGUUGUUCAAAAUCAACAUAAUUCUUUUUCUUUGGAUGGUGAUUAUCAUAUGUGGGAUUCUCCUUUACAAGAUGACAGUUUAUUAAAAAUUCGCGAAUCCAUCAGAGCACCUUGUGUAAUACGCAUGAUGCAAUACGCUUACACCGAAGAAUUCUUUUGGAAAACCGUUCGCCCAUAUGUAUUUGGCGAACAACAUAUGGGGCUUUUUAUUGACAAAAUUGUUAAUGCUGCAAAAAAACCAUCCCGUUCUAUACAAAUAUUAAAUUUGUGGCAUAUGGAAACGCAUUGUCCUAUCAUAAAAAUAAUACGAAAUAUUUCGGAUACUAUGAGCGAAGUAAAUAUAUCGAUACAAUAUACCGACACAUUAAAAAUUGACUGCCUUCCUGUAACUUUUACUACAGAAGCGUCACUCGAUUUUUACAAUUUUACAGAUUAUAUGGUAUGCGUGAAAGAGAAUUUAAAAUUAUCAUUAGCACUUAAUGAAAGUUAUUGGAUGAUAUUCAAUGUACAACAAAUUGGAUAUUACCGCGUGAAUUACGAUAUCGAGAACUGGAAAAGGAUUUCAAAUUAUCUAAACUUUGAAGAUUACACGAAAAUUCAUGUUCUUAAUCGUGCACAAAUUAUCGAUGAUGCAUUUCAUUUAAUGAUAGCAGGCCAACUCGAUUCAUAUUUAUUCUGGGUUAUCAUAAAGUAUCUGCAUCGAGAAGAAGAUUAUAUAGCUUGGUAUCCUAUGUUUAAAGCUCUAGAAUACCUGUUCGGUACCCUUUCAGCGUUGGGAGAAAAAUUUAACAAUGUUAAAGGAACAAUAAAAUUCGUAUUAUUCGGUGUACUUAAAAAAAUUCCAUACGAAGAAAUUCAUGAGAAAGACGAACUUAGAAAGUGUUUACGACAAGAAGCUGCAAGAUGGGAUUGUUUUCUCGGUAGCACCACUUGUAAGAAAGAAGCAAACAAUAAAUUAAAACAACAUAUCCAAGAUUUUCCAUCACACAGAAUUUUGCCAUGGUGGAAAGAAUGGACGUAUUGUACAGGUUUGAUGAUAACUACCAUAAACGAGUCUACUUGGAAAUCAGUGUUUGAUAUAGGAGUGAGUAAAUCUGACGCUAAAUUUUUGGAAUACUUGGCUUGCCCUGAAGAUAUUGAUGUCAUCAUCUAUUAUUUAAAAAAUAAACAGUAUCAUUCUAUACAACAAGAAUAUCAACUUGAUGUUAACAGUUUCUUACAUAUUAUUACGAAGCAUGCAAAGAAUUCAACAAUACUGAAGUACAUAUUAGAUCAUUUUAAUGAAGUAAAACCAAAAGAGAUUAAUUUCAUUGCAACAUUAAUUAUUAUUAUUAAUAAUGAUUAUUCAACCAAUUUAUUUGAGCGCAUAUUAGUGUAUGUUGGACGUAUUUUAGACACUAACUUAGUUGAAGUAAAUAACACAGAAGGUUUAUUUAAAAUACGUCAAAUAAAGAAGAGUGACAUUCUGAUAAAUAAGAAGAACUUAUAUGACGACAUAUUAAAACGGAUAAUGAAUCGGGAGAAUCAAAUCACAAGACAAAAACAUUAUUUUGCAAGAUUUUUUGUAUAAUAUGUGGUUUUGAAAAAAAUGUCAUUUUUGCAUACGUGGACAUACUUCA
Messenger RNA from Nylanderia fulva, 2941 nucleotides. The record is from RefSeq and is a predicted model, not a curated record. NCBI's taxonomy places the organism in Eukaryota, Metazoa, Arthropoda, Insecta, Hymenoptera, Formicidae.